Messenger RNA from Exophiala bonariae, 3450 nucleotides. RefSeq lists its product as uncharacterized. Gene Ontology annotation, cellular component: endoplasmic reticulum membrane; peroxisomal membrane. Lineage: Eukaryota; Fungi; Ascomycota; Eurotiomycetes; Chaetothyriales; Herpotrichiellaceae. Gene Ontology annotation, biological process: ergosterol biosynthetic process; coenzyme A metabolic process; isoprenoid biosynthetic process. Gene Ontology annotation, molecular function: hydroxymethylglutaryl-CoA reductase (NADPH) activity; protein binding. The coding region runs from base 1 to 3450 and encodes 1149 amino acids. The record is from RefSeq and is a predicted model, not a curated record. The transcript has 3 exons.
AUGCGUGGCUCACAUCUGCUCCCGAGGCAACUUCGGGCUUUGGGAAAAAGUGAUGGGUGGCUGAAUCGCACUGUCACUUCCAAUCUUCUCGCCCUGUCGCAUACGGCUUGCCAGCACCCUAUUCACACGAUCGUCAUCAUUGCAUUGCUUGCCAGUACUUCGUACGUUGGACUAUUGCAAGAGAGCCUAUUCGACAGUGGCGUCAAGUCGCUCCAGCACAAUGGCCGUGUCGAUGUUGACUCUCUCUUACAAGGAAGCCGAACAUUGGAACUAUCGAAACGUACUCUAUGGAAAUGGCAGGUUUCUGAUGAUUCCAGUGUACCAGAAUCGUCCUUGGGCGCUCACCAUUAUGCUCUGAGCACAUUUAUUUUUCCAGACUCAUCCACCUCUCAAUCCACCCCAGAUGCUCAUUCUGUUCCUGUUCCGGCCAAUGUCACCGCCACUAAUGUUCCAGCUACUUCAAAUCUCCUCUCGCCGAUAUCGCACGACACUUCUUUAGCCUUCUACACUUCUUUCUCCGAGAUCGCUGACUUUCUACGAGCGGUUCAGACUUUACCAGCACACCAGACCUCCCUGGACAACGACCAGACACUGUGGAUAAUGAAAGCCGCUCGUCUGAAUGGAAACGGUUCUCGUGGGGCCUAUCGAACAUGGCUCAGUGAAGGCUGGUCCUCAUUUGUCGACUUGGUGAAGCAUGCAGAGACCCUGGACAUUGUCAUCAUGGCGCUAGGCUACUUGUCCAUGCACCUGACCUUCAUUUCCCUUUUCCUUUCCAUGAAGCGUCUUGGCUCAAAUGCUUGGUUGGCCAUUUCCGUUUUGCUUUCUAGCCUGUUUGCUUUCUUAUUUGGACUGGUCACGACCACUAAGCUGGGAGUUCCAAUCAACAUGGUCCUCCUGUCCGAAGGACUACCAUUUCUGGUGGUGACAAUUGGUUUCGAAAAAUCCAUCAUUUUGACCAAAGCGGUCUUGUCUGCCUCCUACGACACCAAAAGACGCCCCCAAGAAAAUGGGGGUACAAAUGGUCACGCCAUCGGACCCACCUCCAAUCUACCACACUCGAUCCAAGAUGCCAUUCAGAUUGCCGUCAAAGACACGGGGUUUGAGAUCGUUCGGGACUACGCCAUAGAGAUCACUCUCCUCAUUCUGGGUGCGGCUUCCGGAAUUCAGGGAGGCCUCAGGCAAUUCUGCUUUUUGGCUGCCUGGAUUUUGGUGUUUGACUGUGCACUUCUGUUCACCUUUUAUACCACAAUCCUGUGCAUCAAACUCGAGAUCAACCGAAUCAAGCGACACGUGGCACUCCGCAAGGCCCUCGAAGAAGAUGGAAUCAGCAACCGAGUAGCAGAGAACGUGGCCACCAACAAUGAUUGGCCCAAUGGUCAAAGCGAUGCGUCUGGAGGCUUUAAUAUCUUCGGCCAGAAGAUCAAGGCCAGCAGCGUGCCCAAGUUCAAGAUAUGGAUGGUCACUUGCUUUGUCAUCAUCAACGUGAUUAACCUCUGCACCAUUCCAUUUCGCACUACACAAAACAGCAAAUCCUCUGGAGCUACGAUCCCCAGUGUUCUUACUCCAUCGCCCAUCGACCCUUUCAAGGUUGCAGAAAAUGGUAUUGAUGCGAUAUACGUCACGGCGAAAAGCAAGAAAAUAGAGACCUAUGUGACUGUGUUACCACCCAUCAAAUAUGAGCUCGAGCAUCCUGCAUUAGAUGCUAGCGGUUUAGGAGAUGAACUUGGAUUUUUUGACUACCAAUAUACCGAUCAGCUCUUCAACGUUGUUGGUGGCCGGGUGAUUGAGGGUGUCCUUAAAAGCCUUGAGGAUCCCGUCCUCAGCAAAUGGGUAUUGAUUGCGUUGACACUCAGUUUGAUUCUCAACGGCUAUCUCUUCAAUGCAGCAAGAUGGAGUCUGAAAGAACCGCAAUCCACGACACCCUCGCCAGGUGGAGCUGCUAGGGUGCCUCAACUCGAACUACCGACAACACCCCGACCGAGACCUGCUAAGCCUGACCUCCCAGCCGGCUCCACCAGAUCACGGGCGGAGUGCGAGCAAAUGCUCAAGGAGAGACAAGCUGCUUACCUUACUGAUGAGGAGCUGAUCGAUCUGUCGCUGCGAGGCAAAAUUCCAGGAUAUGCAAUCGAAAAGACAUUGGAGAACCCAGACGUAAUGACACGCCUGGAGUCUUUUGUCCGUGCUGUCAAAGUCCGGAGAGCGGUUGUGUCACGAACACCAGCUACGAAGAAUCUUGCAUCGGGCUUGGAGAGCUCGAAAACUCCAUAUAAAAACUACAACUACGAGCUUGUCCAGGGUGCUUGCUGUGAAAAUGUUAUUGGAUACCUUCCCCUGCCUCUAGGUGUUGCUGGACCCCUUGUCAUUGACGGACAGCAAUAUUUCCUCCCAAUGGCCACCACGGAAGGUGUGCUGGUUGCAGGUGUCAGCCGUGGAUGUAAAGCGAUCAAUGCCGGAGGCGGUGCUGUCACGGUUCUCACCGGUGACGGUAUGACUCGUGGUCCUUGUGUUGCAUUCCCCACACUUGCACGAGCAGGCGAGGCUAAAGUCUGGCUCGACUCGGAAGAUGGACAGCGUCAAAUGAAAGAUGCAUUUAAUUCUACAAGUCGUUUUGCACGUCUCCAGUCAAUGAAGACUGCCAUGGCCGGAACUUACCUCUAUAUUCGAUUCAAAACCACUACCGGAGAUGCUAUGGGAAUGAACAUGAUCUCCAAAGGCGUCGAAAAAGCACUGUCCGUCAUGUCAAUGGACUGUGGUUUUGAAGACAUGAUCACUGUUACCCUAUCGGGUAAUUUCUGUACCGACAAGAAACCAGCCGCGGUGAACUGGAUUGAUGGCCGUGGCAAGGCAGUUGUGGCCGAAGCCAUCAUACCAGGCGAUGUGGUCCGCAGUGUGCUCAAGACUGAUGUUGACACGCUUGUCGAACUGAAUAUUGCUAAGAAUCUGAUUGGCAGUGCAAUGGCUGGUAGCAUUGGUGGCUUCAAUGCCCACGCAUCCAACAUUGUGACGGCCAUGUACCUUGCUACAGGUCAGGAUCCUGCUCAGAACGUGGAGAGUUCUAACUGUAUCACCAUCAUGAAAAAUAACCGUGGCAGCCUACAGAUCAGUGUGUCGAUGCCCUCAGUUGAGGUUGGCACGAUUGGUGGCGGCACAAUCCUCGAAGCACAGUCAGCUAUGCUCGAUCUGCUUGGUGUGCGCGGCUCACACCCUACCACACCGGGUAACAAUGCCCGGCAGUUGGCAAGAAUCGUUGCAGCAGGCGUCCUGGCUGGUGAAUUAAGUCUCUGCGGAGCUCUUGCUGCAGGGCAUCUGGUAAGAGCUCACAUGGCACUCAACCGAAGUGCAGUCCCCACUCGGAGUACCACACCUGUGUCUUCGGCAGUCGAGCCUUUUGUACGCGCACAAGCAGGGUCAAACCUCCCUGCGUCAUUGAAGAUGACCAAUGGUCGAUGA